This is a messenger RNA of Funneliformis caledonium, 3009 nucleotides long. The record is from the annotation of a GenBank genome assembly. NCBI's taxonomy places the organism in Eukaryota, Fungi, Glomeromycota, Glomeromycetes, Glomerales, Glomeraceae.
AUGAAGCACACUAAUUACUAUGAUGUUCUCGGUGUUGAAACGAGCGCCUCUGAAAGUGAAAUCAAAAAGGUAGAAAACAAAACUCACCCAGGCUUUUAUAUAAGUGUAAUGCCAUAUUGCUUAUGUUUUAAUAAUUCUAUCUUUCCAUGCGUAGGCAUACCGCAAGCAAUGAAAUAUCAUCCCGAUAAAAAUCCGGAUGAGAAGGCAUCUGAAAAAUUUAAAGAGAUUAGUCAUGCAUAUGAUGUUUUGAGUGAUCAAGAGAAACGUGAAUUAUAUGAUCAAUAUGGUGAGGAGGGAUUAUCUGGUGGAGGGGGUUCGAAUAUGUCACCCGAAGAAUUAUUUGCAAGCUUCUUCAGUUUUGGCGGAAUGGGAGGUGGUGGACCUUCCAGACAAAGGCGUGGAGAAGAUAUUAUUAAACCUUUCAACGUUACUUUGGAAGAUCUUUAUAAUGGAAAAACUACCAAAGUUUCCUUACAGAGAGACAUCGUUUGCCCAUCAUGUCACGGAAAAGGUAGUAAGAGUGGGGCCACAAGAAAAUGCCCUAGUUGUGAAGGACGCGGAGUUAAGGUCGCCAUGCGACAAAUCGGUCCUGGCAUGAUUCAAAGGAUUAACACGGUUUGUCCUAGCUGCGAUGGUGAAGGAGAAGUAAUUAGGGAAAAAGAUAGGUGCAAAAAAUGUAAAGGUGUUAAGACCAUAGAAGAAAAAAAAAUAUUGGACAUUUUUAUUGAGAAAGGUAUGCAAAACAAUCAAAAAAUCAUUAUGCAAGGUGAAGCUGAUCAAGAGCCCGGUGUUGAGACUGGUGAUGUAAUUCUUGUCCUCAAACUAGCACAACAUGAAAGAUUUGAGCGACAGGGUAAUGAUUUACUAACAGAAGUUAGUAUCUCAAUUACUGAGGCGCUUUGUGGGUUUUCAAAGGUUCUUGUAAAACACUUGGAUGGGCGUGGGUUGGUUAUAAAUCAUCCUGCUGGGGAAGUGAUAAAACCUGGUGCUGUAAAAUGCAUAGUAGGUGAGGGCAUGCCACAAUAUAAACGACCGUUCGACAAAGGUAACUUGUAUAUUAAGUUCACCAUAGAAUUCCCAACCGACAUGUGGAUUACUCCGGAUAAAAUCAAGCAAUUAGAAACGCUUUUACCAAGCAGAAAAGUAGAAGAAGUUUCACGUCCGGAUGUCAUUGACGAAGUGCAUUUGACCGAAGGAGACUUUAGCGAGUAUGGUAACAAGAAAGCUAAAGGCUUCGAAAAGAGUUCAAGAAUCAGCGGAGAUGUGCUUGCUGAUGUUUUAAAAGAGUAUUUAAUGUUUUUAGGAAAAUCUGCUCAAGAAGCCGCAACGAAUGCUGGUAGGACUAAAGUUAAUACCACCGACGUCUUGGUAGCCUUUGAAGACCUUGGUAUAAACUUGGAGGAGUUGAGGGAAUGGUCAAAAACCGAAGGGAAAGUUCUUGGAGGUUAUGCUGGACGAAAGCCAACUAUCUUGAAAGACUUGUUAAAAAGUGGACUUUCAAGUGAGGCAGAAGAUAAUAAUUCACCGGUGGUUGAAGCGAAAGAAAAGGAUAAAAUUGAAAAGAACGGUCAAAGUUCAAGAAAAACGGAACAUUUAGGUCAAAGGAUUCAAAUAAAGGAACUGACACCAAAAAAAUUAGGGAGUAACGAAAUUGAGGACAAUAUGAAAGAAGUGGAAGAAGACAUGAUUAUAGAUAUUGAAGGAAUAAGUGAAAUAAAUACACCGUUACAGAAUCAUUCUAAAAAUAAUCAUAGUAAAGAUGAUGAUAAUGUGUCCUCGUCUAUUGACGAAAAUGAAUUAUCAGCUCUUUCUUCGGAUCAGACGACACCAAUAGACGAUGGGAAAGUUCCCAAUACAAACGGUGAAAUUACAAAAGAGCAUAUAGAAGAGUUAAAUCAUAAUGAAGGGUUAUCAAGUACAAAAAAGAGACCUUCUUAUAUUCCUGAUUGGCUUCCACCAUUUCCCGAGAUUAAAUCACAUGAAGAACCUGUAAAAGAGGAUCAAAAGGUGGAAAUCAAAGAAAAAACAAAAGAAUCAAGUGAAUUGACAGAAUCAACGAUUUCAAUAGAGGGGGGAACACCAAAACCUAUCGAUAAUAUGAUAACCAGUCAAGAAAGCAUACCGGAAAUUCAAAGAUCGAUUAGUAAAUCUGCCGAUUCAUAUGUUAAAAAUAGAUACUCCAAACAAAAACUCAAACGUCCACUCGCAUAUGUUGUACUAGACGAAUUAUUUGAGAAGGCACUUACAAGCGAGUCUAUACCCGGAGAGUUAUCAUUUGAUGCUUCAAGGAAAAAGCGUAAAAUUGUAGAAUUCGAUAGUUUGCUUUCGUUUGAAGAUUCAUUGUUUAGCGAACCUGAAAUCCCCGCGAUGGAUGACAAAGAUGCAAAGGAUCUAAUGGAAUCUUAUGGUUAUCCAUUGCGACUUAAUGAAUCACCAAUACAACGGCAUAAGCAUGUUGAAAUAACAUCAAAAGGUAACAUAGAUGGUAAUAUAAAAGCACCUGCACAGAUUAAUGAUGUUACUUUAUCAUCAGAAACGAAACUUUCUAAAACUUUACAAACAAAAUCUUCAGUAUCGCGUAAAGGAAAGGAAAGAAUGAUCCCGGAGAUCAUUGAUUUCCGAGAGCCCGAUUUGUCCGUUGUUCCUAUAGAAUCCUCAAAAGCACUUAAAAAGAAAGAUCUAAAGAACAGUAAAGUUAAAAGAUCAAAUCUUAAAGUUUCAACAACGAAAGUUGAUAAUACCGAAAAAUUAUCGGAGUUUAAUCGACCGAAACUGAAAUUACGUAUAAAAUCGGCAUCUACGCCACCCUCUGAAUCACAACCUGAAGUAGUAGAUGUCAUUAAUUGUAUUUGUCCUCCUCCAAAUAAUACGUUAGACGAUGGAAAUUUUAUGGUAUCUUGUGAUAGUUGUCAAGUAUGGUUUCAUGGAAUUUGUACUGGCUUUGGUCCUCAUUCCGUUGAAGUGGGUACUUGGUACUGUAAAAGAUGUCUUGACCGUGGUAUAUUAUGA